GACUUUUGAUCAUGGCUGCGAUUCAUCGAAACGUCAAAGUUUGUUUUGGUUUUCCUAGUCUAAAAAAACAUUUCUAUUUGUAAAAAAGGAACAACACACAACACAGUCUCAUUACGCUUCACCAUCAUGUCUGAUGACGAAAAUGAUAACAUUUUCUCAAUGAUAUGUCGACUCUGUCUGACACAAGAUUUGGAACUGAUAAGUCUGUAUUCCUCCGAGGAAUCUAAUACAAACUCGUCCAACAGCAAAAUUUUGGAAAUCAUUGAACGAUUCACUACGAUCAAGAUACAUCCGUUGGAUAAUCUUCCACAAAAGAUCUGUACAAGUUGCAUAAACACAAUCCAGUCCAUGCUGGCAUUCCAGAACAAAUGUAAACAAAACAACGUACAAUUACUCAAAAUGACCGUAAAUCGUGAAGAAUGUGUGAUACUGGAUGAUGUGAAAGAGGAGCCGCCCCACCUGGUCGAAUCGGAAACUUCUGAUGGAUCGGAGAAUUUGCUAGAUGAAUCGUUAGGUGAAAUGGGUAAUCCGGACGAAUUACAAUGUCCCAGUCCGACCGAAUCGGUUGAUCGGGACGAAUCGGAAGAACACGCGAAAAAGAUCUUGGAAGUGAACGUAGACGAUUUGGAAUCGGACGACGAAACUGGAAAUUUUAUGAAACAAUGUCCGAGCGAAAAAUACGCCAACUACCCCAAAUGGAAACCCCCGAUGAUAGCGUGUGAUGUUUGUGGGAAACUUUAUGGCAAAUAUAAAUUGCAGCAUCACAUGAACAAACACAACGGGCUGAAGCCGUUCGAAUGCAAUGAGCCCAAUUGCACGUCAAAGUUCUCUGGACCACAUUACCUCAGCAGACACAAAAGACUUUGUCAUUCUGUCAAACCACUUUUAUACUGUGAUGUAUGUGGAAGAGGCUUCAAAGUGAAAGCCGGACUCGAGAACCAUCGCUCUUACCAUUUUGAUCCUAAAAUUCCGUGUAAAAUCUGCCAGAAACUGUUUCGAAACAAGCGAGCACUACUCAAUCAUAUGUUGGUUCACAGUCAGGAUCGAAAAUAUAAAUGCGAGACUUGUGGCAAAGCCUACCAAAGAAAUUACACACUUCGAAUUCACAGACGUGUUCACACACAGGAGAAGCCGUACUCAUGCCCUUGCGGAGUAUCGUUCGCCUAUAAAUGUUUACUGAAGUCACACACUGAGAAAUAUCAUAAGUAACAUUGUUGAUCCAAUGUUUUGCAUUUUUAUUGAAAUGAAGCAACGUAUUGUAGAGGAAA
Molecule: messenger RNA, 1268 nt
Organism: Bradysia coprophila
Lineage: Eukaryota; Metazoa; Arthropoda; Insecta; Diptera; Sciaridae
Biological process (GO): regulation of gene expression
Cellular component (GO): nucleus
Molecular function (GO): zinc ion binding
Source: RefSeq, a predicted model, not a curated record